Aspergillus oryzae RIB40 is the source of this 765-nucleotide messenger RNA. RefSeq lists its product as uncharacterized. Lineage: Eukaryota; Fungi; Ascomycota; Eurotiomycetes; Eurotiales; Aspergillaceae. The record is from RefSeq and is a predicted model, not a curated record. Gene Ontology annotation, molecular function: nucleotidyltransferase activity. Bases 1 to 765 code for a protein of 254 amino acids. The transcript has a single exon.
AUGGACAAGAACCUGCCAGAAGAGGUGAAAGCCUACCUUGAGGAAAUAGUCCAGCGUCUUACUGAUUACCUAAAAGAUCAGCUUGUCGGGGUGUAUCUAUUCGGUUCAGCUGGUUAUGGCGCCUACGAGUCUGGCACCAGCGACAUUGACGUGCAGGCUAUAGUGAGAGGUCCGCUUGACACCGUUGAUAAGCAGGCAGUCAUAUCACGUUUGAACCAGAAUGCCUUGCCUUGCCCGGCUACCAAACUCGAGUUUGUGGUCUAUGCUCAAAGCGCUGUGUAUCCGGCCAGCCGUCACCCUCGUUUCGAACUUAAUUUGAACACCGGAGCUCAUCAACCAGAUCAUAUCAGCUUAGAUCCAGCCAACGAAUCAAGCCACUGGUUCUUGCUCGAUAUUGCUGUAGGGCGCGAACUUGGCCGUGCCCUGUACGGCCCUGCUACGACUGACGCUUUCGGCGCUAUCCCCCGACGGUGGGUUUUGGAAGCAAUCGCGACUUCGCUCGAGUGGCACCAAGCAAAGGAACUCAGAUCGAGCAACAGCGUUCUCAACGCUUGCCGAGGUUGGCGAUACAUCGUCACAGGCGAAUUUUCUUCGAAGUUGGUCGGAGCCAAAUGGGCCAUGCAACAACAGGGCAGUCCGGACGUUGUCAGCCGUGCCAUUUCAGCGCGCAAAACAGGAGACGAACUCCCUGUUGUCCAGAUAAUGACGCUUUACCAUAUUGUUAUUAUGGCCAACCGUGCCGAACUCGCGAAAGACCUUAUAUAA